Messenger RNA from Pangasianodon hypophthalmus (striped catfish), 3071 nucleotides. RefSeq names its product KH domain containing, RNA binding, signal transduction associated 2 (gene khdrbs2). The coding region runs from base 213 to 1262 and encodes 349 amino acids. The record is from RefSeq and is a predicted model, not a curated record. Gene Ontology annotation, biological process: regulation of alternative mRNA splicing, via spliceosome. Lineage: Eukaryota; Metazoa; Chordata; Actinopteri; Siluriformes; Pangasiidae. Gene Ontology annotation, cellular component: nucleus. The transcript has 9 exons. Gene Ontology annotation, molecular function: mRNA binding; poly(A) binding.
AGGAUCAUCCGCGGCGUCUCGCGUUUAAACCGAGCGCGAGGACAUGGGUGCGCAGCCGUGAAUUCUUCCACAUCGCUCGCGCGUAUAUCGACUACCAGAAGCUGUCACUUAUCAGACAGUUAUUUUAAAGCAAGCUUAAAACCAUCUGUCACUGCUCAGCACUUGUGUGUCAUCUUACCUGCACUUUGCCGUGUUCGGGACUGAGGUGAAUAAUGGACCAGGACAAGUACCUGCCCGAGCUGCUGGCUGAGAAAGAAAGCUUGGAUCCGUCGUUCGUGCACGCGAUGCGCCUUCUGGCUGAAGAAAUCGAAAAGUACGAAGGGGAUGAGCUUAGGAAAGACGGCGAGGUGAAGAAAUACCUGGAUGUCAUCAGCAACAAAAACAUCAAGCUGUCAGAGAGAGUGCUUAUUCCUGUGCAGCAGUACCCGAAGUUUAAUUUUGUUGGGAAACUGCUCGGGCCCCGGGGCAAUUCCAUGAAAAGAUUACAAGAGGAAACCGGAGCGAAGAUGUCCAUCCUUGGCAAGGGCUCAAUGAGAGAUAAAGACAAGGAAGAAGAGCUGAGGAAAAGUGGGGAGGCCAAAUAUGCCCAUUUGAACAACGAUCUCCAUGUUUUAAUUGAAGUCUUCGCACCACCUGGAGAGGCGUAUUCCCGCAUGAGCCAUGCCUUGGAGGAAAUUAAAAAAUUCCUGGUUCCUGAUUACAAUGAUGAGAUCAGGCAAGAGCAGCUGCGUGAGCUGUCCUACCUAAACGGCUCUGAUGACCCAAGCAGAGGAAGGAGUGUCCGAGGACGUGGCAUACGGCUCACCUCCACAGCUGCCACACGGGGUCGAGGGGGAGCAGUGCCACCUCCUCCACCUGGCCGAGGAGCCGUAGUGCCCAGGGGAACUGUGGGUACACGUGCAUCCCUGCCCACCACCAUGCUAACUAGAGGCGUCUCAGCACCGCGGGCCAGAGGAACAGCAGGGACUCCUGGAUAUAGAGCGCCUCUGCUGCAGGCCACACACAAAACCUACGAUGACUAUGGUUAUGAUGAUGGAUAUGAUGGGGAAUAUGACGAACAGGGUUAUGAGGCCUACGACGAUGGUUACAGCAACCAGUCCAAAAGCGGUUCAGAAUAUUACGAAUACGGCCAUGGAACUAAUGACGAUACCUACAACAAUUACGCAGAAGAGGAGUGGACUCAGCCACGGCCGAGCCUCAAAGCUCCAACUGCAAGACUUUCACGAGGGGGCUACAGAGAUCACCCCUAUGGUAGAUACUAAAGGUGCUCCACAUCAGUGAUCUCCCCUGCCUGGCAUCCUUACGUAAUAAUCUAAAAAAUAUAAAAUAAAAAAAACACACACACAAAAACAUGUAUUAGGUCAAAAUCUAACCUCCCCUAACCAAGGAGCGAGAAACUGCAUCCAGCAUAUGGUUUUGAUAACACGGAUUAUUCAUACAUCUAAGAAACACAAAAGGAUCUUGCAUUAAACAAAAAGACUUCCAUUUGAAUGCUGCUUCCCUUUAGUUGUCUAUUGUUUGCUCCCCUGAACCUAAAGCAUGGAGUUACCUACAAAAUGAUGCUUCCUUGUUCUUGGCUACCAUUUCACCAAGGCAACCGUUCAGUGUUAGACCCCCUCUCCCCUCCCCCCAUAUUGUACAUAACAUCUUUCUUAAUACGUCUUGAUUUGAUGACGGUAAAUACUGAGUUUGUAUAUUUUGAUUUUGAUAUCGCUACUGGGAUUGAAAGCAAUCAGCUAUGUAUGUAGCUACCUACAAGUGAUCUGCUGUGUGUUUAGCCUGUAUUUGUACAUAAAUAUGUAAUAAAAAGGACAUAAAUCACCUUGUGUAAGCUUCUCUAAAUAGGUGGCCAUAAUUGUUAAAUUUUUUCUUGCCAUAAUUUGUUAAUAGAGCAUCAUUUUUUUUUUCUUUUUUGGUAAAAUUAGAUAAGCACAUACUUGUUUUUAAGUAAUAAAUGCCUGUUUUAGUUCAGGAAAUUGCUAAUAUGUUCUUUUUUAUUUUAUACUUAACAAAGAAAAGCAGAAAAAAAGUAACUUUAGAGAAGUUGUGAAGACAUUUUGUGUAACAAUAGAUAAGCAUUAAUACAAUUACGACUUUGUUAAAUAAUUUUAACUCUAGCACUAAAUUGUUCAUUGAAUAUUGACUCGUCAUUUAAAUGUUUAAGAUGUUAAUGGAAACCAACUGUUUAGAUCAAUAAACUGACUUUUUUUAAACAUAUCCUUUAAGCUUGACCUUAUUAAACCAAAACUCUGGCUUGUGUGCACUAGCGUGACUGUGAAUGAUUCGGAGAUUGAGGAGGUAAGAACAGUAAGAUUGUCUAAAUGCCUUCAGUCAUUGGUGUUAGUCAGUAUAACCCCAGUAUGUGAAUAUGGCAGAUAUUCACAAUGUUUCAUCACUCAUUCGAGUGAAUGGGAUACAUUUAAACUGCUAUGUCUCUUUUACCUUUAUUCUUAUUCCAUUGAACAUCAGAAAGCUGCAUUUGUGUUGUAAUACCAAUGCUUUUAAAUAUCAGCUAUUGAAAGUCACUACCUUUUAGAGUCCUGAACUUCCUUCUGUGACUGUUAGAGCUGAAUGCCGACGCGUAUUAAGAGACUGAAAGGAUGACUAAACAUUAAGCAGGUAACCCUAAUAAUAAUAACUCUAAUGUUGCGAAUGCCAGUCAUAAAUUAAGUUACUUACACUUAAAAAAGUAAACCUACCCUGUCUAACCCCAAAUAAAGCCGCUAAUUACAGUUAACUAGCACCUUCAAAAAUGACUCGCUAACGCAUAAGACAAAAAUUAACAUUGUAUCCAUUAAAAGAACUAAAACUGAUGUUAAUACCUGAGCAGUUAAACUAAGCUUUUAACCAGAGCACGAGGAAUAAAAAGGAGAUGGUUGCUUCAAAUCAGACUCUCUGUGACAGCUUUUGUCCCGACCCACAAAUUGGUUUACUUUUUUGAUAGUGGCACAGGCUUUGUCAUCCUGUUUUUAGCCCUUACAUCCAUCUUGCAUGUCAUUGGAAAUUUGUUUUGACUUUUCGUCUUUAUCCAUUGUCUGAAAUAUUUGUAAUAUAUCAUUAUCAACACAACG